Corvus hawaiiensis (hawaiian crow) is the source of this 4459-nucleotide messenger RNA. RefSeq names its product ATR interacting protein (gene ATRIP). The record is from RefSeq and is a predicted model, not a curated record. Gene Ontology annotation, biological process: DNA repair; DNA damage checkpoint signaling. The transcript has 13 exons. Lineage: Eukaryota; Metazoa; Chordata; Aves; Passeriformes; Corvidae. Bases 39 to 2441 code for a protein of 800 amino acids.
CCCCGCGGCGUGUGGGCCCCGCGGGUCCCGAUCCCGCCAUGGCGGCGCUGCCCGGGCCGCGCAAGCGGAGCGGCCCCGCGCUCUGCCGGGAGAGCGGGGCUGCGGCCGCCCCGCCGGCGCUCCGGAACGGCCUUCCCCCGCACAAGCGCCCCAAGAGCGCCGUGACCGGCUUCGUGGACCCCUUCGGGGAUAGUGAUGACUUCACGGCGGACGACCUGGAGCAGAUCGACAUCCUGGCCUCGCAGGCGCUGUCGCAGGAUCCGCCCGCGGGACACGCGUGGGGAGCCCCGGAGCUGCCCCGGGACGAGCGGCAAGCAGGAAGCAGAGCAGAAGAUGGUCUGAUGAGAGAUGCAUUCCAGCUUGAAGUGCUGCAGACACAGCAUGAAGAAGUCAAACAGAAGCUGAAAGAAAUGCAGGAUGAAAUUCUUGCUAAAAAUGGAGAAAUUAAAAUUCUGCGUGACUCAAUGCAGCAGAUGGAGUAUGCUAUGGAGGAACAGAAAAGAUCAUACCUGCUACUGGAGCAGCAAAAAUCUCAGUUUUUAAGUGAAAAAGAAAAAGAGUUCUCCAAAAAGUUACAGUCCUUGCACUCAGAGCUGCAGUUCAAGGAUGCAGAAAUGAAUGAAUUAAGAACACGACUUCAGAACUGUGAAAGAAAUAAACACCUUUCUCAGGCAGUUCCAACGACAAGCCCUAAAAAGAAUAUUGCAGUACAAGUGAAAUCAGAAGGAUGUUCUCCACAGCCUGGAAGAAGAUCUUUUCCUACAAAGGAAUCCUUCAAUGCUGAAACGUCCACUAGGCCAUCGUGUUCUUCAGGAAAUUUUAUGGCCCCAACUACUUCCAUCAAAGAAGACAGUAAGAUAACACCUCCUGAAGUUUCAUCCCUGAAGCAGCACAAAGCAACAGGAAAAAACGGUUCCUACAACUCUGUCCCCAAACGAAAUACACAAGGUUCUAUCUUGCUGAAUGCACUGAUGAAGCAGCCCAUUGUCCCUGGGUCAUUUCUAGGACUCUGCCACCUUCUCAGUAGCAACUCUGAGCCUCUACCUGGAGCUGUGUUGCCGCCCAACUCUUUGGAUAUGAAGCCCACGCAAGUCCCCAGCAGCAGGACAACUCAAGAAGGAAUCGCUCCUCUUGUAUCCCUGCAAGAAGCUCAAAAACUGGCCAUAACAGGACUGAACUUGAUUGCUCUGGAUGAAGGAUUAUCUGAAGGAGGCCCAGCAGAAGGCCAGGGAGGGCUCCUGCCCCUCACACAGAGCAGGAUCCAAGGUGCUGUGCAUCUCCUGCCCCUGGUGGAGCACCACGUUGGUGCCUUCUGCCAAGCAGAGCAGCUUGGGGACACAUCCGGGAAUGGAGCUUGUGGGACCCAUCCAGCUGCUGCUUCCAGAGCCAGCACAAACACAGUGUCAAGCAAGGAGGACUUCAGGUUGUCUCUUGAAGAAAUGACUCUUGUAUCACUGGGGAUCCUUUAUUAUUUGGUGUUCUACAGCUGGGAUGUUGUCCACACACUGCUGUCUGCUGAAGUGGAAAAAAGUUCUGCUGCUGGAGACGAAGAGAUUUCCAAGAUGGACAAAAAUGUGUCGUGUGACAAUCAGUGUGACAAUAAAGAAGAGAGCAGGACACAAGGAGGGCUUCCUGCAGCUCCACAGGAUCCUCCCAAUAAUGAUCGAGCUCAACAUUCUUUGUUUAAAAAGCUGCUUCAGAUUUUAGCUUUUUCUGCUGCAAGGGGCUCCCAGACUGACAAUAUCCUGAGCCAAAGCCUAAAGGUUUUGGUGAAAUUAGCUGAAAAUUCAACUAUGGACUUGUUAAUAAAUUUCCAGCACUUACUGAGUAGCCAGAUACUGCAGCGCUGUCUGUGUCCCGAGACCCCUCUGCCUGCUGUGCUUCUGACUGUGAGACUCCUGUGUGUUCUUGCUCAGCACCACGUGUUGGUUGCUCAGCUCUGUUCUCAUUCAGACACUUGCCUUCUCCUUGCACUCUACAUGUACAUAACAUCAAGACCAGAUAAAUCAGCAUCUGAAAUGCUCUGGCUUCAGCUGGAGCAAGAGACAGUCAGGCUCCUGACACGCUGCAUGUGGUGCUCCAGACCAGCAGUUUUAUUUCCUGGCACAGACUGUCAGUGCAACCUCGAGGUGGUUAAGGCAUUAAUUGUAAUGUUGCACAGACAGUGGAUGAAGAUUAGAAGAUCUGAGACCAGCUUGUGUGCACAUAAGGAACGAGUUAUUCAGUUUUUACGGGAUGCUGUUUUACUCUUGCACAGCCUGUCUCAGAAAGAUAAACUGUUCCAUGAACACUGUUUGGAAGUUCUCCAUCAAUAUGACCAAGCCAUGCCAGGCAUAAGGGCCAUUCUCAAAAAGACUCAAAAACUGACUGCCUCUGAAGAGCUGAUUUUGGAUGAACUGUAUCCUCCUGAGCCUGAAGACCAAGGAAUGGACUCCAGCUAGCCAAAAUCAAAGAGCAAAAAUCUGUCCUUCCUCAUCUGAAUCAUCAUUGCCAAUGUAAAUGUGAACUUUAAAUCAUCCUUCUAAGUGAUAAUUGUAGGUUGCACUCAAACACAGCACAGCUCAGACACAUUUCUUUGUUGUAAUUAUUUCAGUGCCAUCUAAAUGUAGCUGAAAGCAAAAGAACUUUGAUGAGAGAGUGAUACUGCUGUGCAAACCCACUCAAUGGCUUAUGACUGGUUCUGGUUAUGAAUUUCAUCCUGUAUGAAUUUGCUGUGAAUGAAAUGGAAAUUCCUCUCUACUACUCUCCAUUUGACUGGGACUACAGCUGAAUUUAAGAUGCUGAAUGUGCCCAGGUGUUUGGCAUCAGAACACACUUGUUUCUUUUGUACCACUUUGUGUGACUUCCAGAAUUUUCGUAUUGUUUGUAUUAGUAAACAAUUAAUGGUGAUUUUAAAAACCCUUCUAGAAAUAACUUAAGAGUUGGCAGUUCACUAUGGGGCUUUGGAUUUCUUGCUGAGGAUUGGUCACCUGAGUUCACUCAAUUUCAUGAAUCUGCUGAAAAUGUAAUUACUGAGGUGCCAGAACAAAAAAUACUAGAACUUAUAUUCUAUAAUUCACCUUAAAAGAGUAAGAUGGUAGUGUUGAUGGUAGAGUUCAUCCUAGGCAAUAGAAGGAUAUUUAAAUGUUUGCAGAAUGACUGGGGUUUUUGGUCAUAAUGAAGAUGAAGGAGCAUCUCAUUCCUAGGAUUCUGCACCAAAGACUGGAGGAAGAGCUGUUGCCCCACCCUUUGAAGCGUGUAUGAUCCUCACUGUCACACUGGGCUGUAGGUCAUCAGCUGAGCCUUAGACCCUAAAAAGGGAAAUGAGAGUGUUACUAAAAUGAGCCCACAGGUUUGUGUUUUUAGAUGGGAGAGCUUUUUUCAACAGGGACUUGGUUAAGAAUGAGCCUGGAUCAACAUACCAGGAGGACAAGAGACUGUACUAGAGUGGGAAGGAAGCCCUUGGAAAAUUGGGCAACACUCAGUUCUCUGGUCAUGCCCAAAGAGGCUGUGGCCUGCCCUGGAGCAAAGAGCCCCACUCCAGUGUGCUCAGCAACCUCCUGGCUUGGCCCUUGCUUUGGAAGAGAACUUGCCCAGAAAUGCCUAUGCAGGAAGAACCAGGAUGAUAAUCCAGCAUCUCCCAAGAGCCAAAGCUCCUUCCUCCCCCCAGCCUGGGCUCAGCCUCCUCCUCUCCUGAGCAGCAGCUGGGCCAGGCAGGGCCAGGUCGGUGCUGGGAAACACAAGCUGCCAACUGCUCCUCUCAGUAACAGGUUUCAAGUCCCUUGUAGCAUCUGGAAAACUGCCAUUUUCCUGCUGAGAUGCACCAAGGAAGGAUGCACAGGCACAGAGCAGCAAAGCCCUUCGAGUCUGUGUGCUUGCAUGGUCAUGACCCUGGAACUGCCGCCAGGGCCCUGGACAAGACAUGCUGGAGGUUGGUGUGACAAAAAACAUUUGAUUUGUCAAUGUAAAGCAAAUAAACAAAGCACACCCCCCCCCCCCCCCCCCAAAAAAAAAAAAAAAAAAGAAAAACAACCACCAAACAGCAUUUCCUGGUCUUCAGGAUUAAAAAGAAGAGCUGAAAAGUGGAUGUAAGAACUCUUUCCUUCCUCAAAACCAAAAUAAACAUUAAGGUAAUUCUUUAAGAGCAGCCCAAUGAGCAGGAGCUGUGGUGAAGCAGAAUCUGGCUGUGAGCCUGCUGUGAGGGGCAACCUUAGAGCUGUCCUAACAAAGAGAGGACAGUCACAGUAUCUCAAAUAUCCCAAAACGAACUGAUCUGCCAUCACCUUUCAACCGUUCUCACCACUUUAUUUCUCUAAACAAUUUGAGUUCAUAGAGAUAAGAGACAUUUAACCCGUUUCAGCAAACAGACCAAACGAACUGUUAAGAAGAGUUUGGACAAAAACCAGUUAAGGAAUCCCAAAGUGUUGGAACAAUCCUGUUAUAAAAAGUUGUUUAAAAAAAAUUCCUGGCUUCAUCUAAA